CCCCCCCUCAGGCCUCCACUCCCUGAAGGACCCCCGUGUGGCCCCAGCAGAGAGCCCGCAGCCAGAGGGAAUGGCCCCCGGGACCCCGAGGCCCCCCUCCCAGGAGUCAAUAACAUUCAAGGAUGUGGCUGUGAACUUUACCCAGGAAGAGUGGUGCCUAUUGGACCAUUCUCAAAAAGAGCUGUACCUGGAGGUCAUGCUGGAGAACGAGCAGAAUCUAUUCUCUGUGGGGCUUCCAGUUCCUAGGGAACAUUUUAUCUCCUGUCUUCAGCAAAGAAAAGUACCAUGGCUGCUAGAACAAAAAUGCCCAAAGAGCUCCUGCCCAGAGGCAGAGACUAAUUUUGAAGUGAAGGAGAUGUCUACAAAGCUGAGGCUUUUUGUGGAAGGAUCUGGCCCCCAAAGAUGCAUGAAUGAGGGUCCCCAUAACUUCAUUUUGAGAGAAAUCUGUGACUCUAAUAUCAAGAUAAAUAAAAACCUAAAGAGUGACUGUGAAUUUGAUGACGCGUAA
Molecule: messenger RNA, 508 nt
Organism: Gracilinanus agilis (Agile Gracile Mouse Opossum)
Lineage: Eukaryota; Metazoa; Chordata; Mammalia; Didelphimorphia; Didelphidae
Product: putative protein ZNF720
Exons: 5
Coding region: 71-508 (145 amino acids)
Biological process (GO): regulation of DNA-templated transcription
Source: RefSeq, a predicted model, not a curated record